GUAAAUUAAUAAUUACAUUUAAUAAUGGCGUCAAACUUGAAUUUAAUAUCUUAAUUCAUUUGACCAGUUAUCACGCCGCUUGUAACUUUUUGGAAAAGAAUGGAUUAUUAUCGAUUAUUCGUGCACAUGAAGCUCAAGAUGCAGGGUACCGAAUGUAUCGUAAGACAAAGACCACCGGUUUUCCUUCUGUUAUGACAAUCUUUUCAGCACCUAAUUAUUUAGACGUAUAUAAUAAUAAAGCUGCUGUGUUAAAAUAUGAGAAUAAUGUCAUGAAUAUUCGCCAGUUCAAUUAUACGCCUCAUCCUUAUUGGUUACCAAACUUUAUGGAUGUAUUCACUUGUCAAUUGGAGCGAACUGAACUCAACCAUAGUGAUGUUUUUCAACUAGUUACGGACAUGCUUCUUGCUAUAUUAAAUAUCUGUAGUAAAGAAGAAUUGGCAGAUGAAGAGCUUAUGGAAGAAGAUAAAUCGACAGAUAUAAUGCCGAUAGAUGGACAAGAAAGGCGCCAAGUUAUUAAAAGUAAGAUCUUGGCGGUUGGUAAAAUGGCUAGAGUAUUUUCAGUUCUUAGAAAAGAAUCAGAGAGUGUUAUGGAAUUAAAGAACGUCACUGGAACUGGCAAAUUGCCUUAUGGUACUUUAGCUUUGGGUGCUGAAGGCAUCAAACAAGCCAUAACCUCUUUCGAAGAGGCGCGUCGAGCUGAUCUCAAAAACGAACGUUUGCCACCACCUCGAGAAGAAGUAAAUGCGGAUGCGCAAGCCAAAACAAAGGCAGCUAUCGAAGAAGCCCUUCAAGAAGCUGAAGAAGAUGAACAACUUGCAGAAGUUGCAGAAGUUUUCAUUCAAGAAGAU
Messenger RNA from Dentiscutata heterogama, 848 nucleotides. The record is from the annotation of a GenBank genome assembly. NCBI's taxonomy places the organism in Eukaryota, Fungi, Glomeromycota, Glomeromycetes, Diversisporales, Gigasporaceae.